Molecule: messenger RNA, 1637 nt
Organism: Acanthaster planci (crown-of-thorns starfish)
Lineage: Eukaryota; Metazoa; Echinodermata; Asteroidea; Valvatida; Acanthasteridae
Cellular component (GO): Golgi apparatus
Molecular function (GO): glycosyltransferase activity
Source: RefSeq, a predicted model, not a curated record
CAUAAUUAGAGGAUUCACGUCGAUGAGUCAUGGCGCGUACGUACAUGUACAUGUACGUUGUGGCAUGGAGUAAACAAGGCAAGCACACUCAUUCUUCUGGAGCAUUUUUGGCACCUUCCUGUCAAAAAGCAGAAUACAAUUAUCAUCACCAUGGGUUUUGUGUCAUCAGUCGUUUAUCGACCGUCGAGAUUCGCAGCUUCUGAGCCACGUGGCUACUCUUUCUAGAAGAGCAUGCGCCGAACCAGCAUUUCGUCCAUUCCGACGUCACGUGCCAGAGACUUCCACGAGUCUUUUGCAAACUUGUGCUCGGAUUUGAUGACUGACCUGUAGAGCAGCAAUGGCCUUGGACAACGUUUAUAAAGCACUAUUCUUUCUACAAUCAACAGCCUUCCUCCUGUUCAUACUAUAUUAUUUUCAGCAAUCUGAUAUAAUUCGUGCUCCGGCAGUCAUGAGGAAAUCACCAUGUAUAUGUCUGCACAAUCACACCAGGACUAUAAGGAUGCCACCCUGUAAAGAGCUGUUACUUCGCGGGCGUCUGUCGAACUGCACCUGGGGGGACAUCAGCUCCAGACCCGGUGUUAUGCUUCUGACGUCAACCAACCUUGCCUUUCUGGACAUGACAAUGAACAUGCUGGAGAGUAUAAAACGGACGAGAGUUUGCGUGAACACAACGAUUAUUGCAGAGGACGAGAAGGUUUAUGAAUACCUAUGGAAAAGGGCCGAAGGUGAUCCGGGCGUGUGGGUUGUAAAGACUUCGUCGGGUUACAUAAACUCCAAGGAAAUACUACGCAGAAACCCAAAACAGUAUUAUGAAAUGAUGAACAAACGUCAGGCGUACAUUUUGACGUAUUUGGAACAGGGAUGGGAAAUCUUGUUUACGGAUACAGACACGUUUUGGUUUCGAGACCCUUUUCCAUUCUUCGAGGGAAAUUUCGACAUCUCUUUAAUAGAUUCGGCCAAUCCAUUUGGGGUUCGAAACAGACAGUCCAAUUUCUGUGCUGGCUUCGUGUACUUCAAGCCAACGAGUGCUACCCUACAGUUUGUUCAGACUUGGAUUCAGUCAAUGAAAACAUAUGGCUGGAUGAGGUCAGAUCAAACGGUCAUGAACGGUCUUCUUUACUGGGAUAAGCCUGUGCAUAUUGAUAUCAAACCCUUGGACACAAACAUUUUCCCUUGGGGUCCCAAAUUUUACAAUCUUUUAGCGAAGAAAGCGAAUUAUUCGACAGUCGUAAUGCACGCCGCUAGUAUCCGCGGCCAUGCCGCAAAAGUUGCGAGUUUUAAGAGUUCCAACAUGUGGCUAAUCAACGCUACGAGCCAGGAACUUCUACAUAUAUCCUGAAACAUUAGUAAGUGCAUACUCGGAAAAUGUGCACUGGGAACCCAGGCUAAUACAAACUGCCUCACGGAGCACCAGAUCUUUUGUGGUAGGCAAUUGAUCAGUAUAUUCCGACACCAGAAGAUUCCAACAACCAGAAGAGGAGGAACGAUGAAGCUGAUUUGACCAUUGCACCUGGUUCGAUCAUUAAUUGCACUUGAGAAAGAAUUUUUCCCUUAGCUUGUUAAAAUGACAGAAGAAAGCAUCCAAACUAACAUAAACAAGCAAACAAAUAAACAUACACAAAAUGAACAAAUACUUA